UCAAUUGUUGAUUUCUUUCUGUAUUAUCCUCACGAUUAAUGCUAAUCCGAUUUUUAUUUGGUAUAAACACCCACAUCGUGCCAGAUAAAUCUAUAAAGAGCAGACCGACCCUUCUUUCCCUUCCCUUCCCUCGGUUCGAACACAAGGAUUUUCUAGUCCUCUGUCUGUGUCUCCUCCUCCUCUUUGCGCUCUACCAGUGCUCGAGAAUCGUUGAAGACACAAGCGGCGUUAGGGUGGGUGCCUUUGCAUGCAGCGUAGAUGGAGAAGCUGGAAGUUGCUGAUUUUGUGUUCAACCGAAUCCAAAAGAUUGAACCAGAGAAUGCUAUGAAACUCAUUGGUUAUCUUCUUUUGAAGUACACACAAAAGGAGUUACUGGAGUUUGCACUGGGACCAGACAAUCAUAUCCUUUCUCUGAUCAAUGAAGCCAAAGCAUAUAUUGCAUUGUCACGAAAGGCGAAUAUGGCUCUUCCUAUGCAAUUGCAAUUCCACCAAGAUUCACAGUUUCACUACAUGCCUUCUUCCCCAACUUUUUCAAGAACUAUCUCUUCGCCUUCUAGCCUUCGAAUUGGAGUUCCCCCGUUUGCUCGUCGGCUAUCUACUGAAGAAAUGUUACUUCCUCAAAAUAUAGAAUCCUUGCCUUCUUUGAAUACUGAUUUGAUGGGUCUUGAUAAACAAACUGCAUUUUGGGCCUUGAAGGAUCAGUCAAAUGAUAUGAAUCACUUUGGUGUGGACCACUCAAAAAGUUACUGCUUGCCUGAUGCUGCAUUUGCUGAUGGUUUCUGUUCCAGGAGCAACGUACAGUUGCGCCAAGAGUUGAUUGAAUCAUCUCCAAAAGCUUGUCAUUACUUUUAUAAGGGAUACUGUAAGAAUGGCAUCAACUGUCGGUUUUUCCAUGGUCAGGUAACUCCUAAGCAGUUUUCAGAUGUGCAUGAAGCAAAAUUUGAUGAGUUUGGUAGUGAGGAUCAUUCGAUCCCACCAUGGUCAUUUGAUAAAUUGGAAUCGGAGAUCAUGGAUUUACUGAAAUCAAAGCGAGGGGCUCCUAUUUCUAUAUCCUCUUUGCCAAUCUUGUACCAUGAAAAAUAUGGUAAAUUGCUUCAAGCUGAUGGUUAUCUUACAGAGAGCCAACGUCAUGGUAAGAGUGGCUUCAGCUUGACGAAGCUGCUUAACAAGUUGAAUCAUAACAUUCAACUGAUAGAAAGGCCACAUGGGCAACAUUCAGUUAUACUUGCAGAAGAUGCUCCCAAGCAUAUUGAGUACAGGAGUGAGAGGGGCGAUCAAUUUGGAUUUCUUUCAAGUUCUCAUCAGAUAUACCUUACUUUCCCUGCUGAAAGCAUGUUUUCGGAGAAAGAUGUUUUCAAUUAUUUUGAUCAGUAUGGCCCUGUUCAUGAUGUGAGGAUUCCACGCCAAGAGAAGCGAAUGUUUGGGUUUGUGAGCUUCCUCUGUUCAGAGACUGUACAAGUUAUUUUGGCAAUGGGUCAUCCACAUUACAUUUGUGGUUCACGUGUUCUUGUUAAGCCAUACAAGGAAAAAUCAAAACUUACAGACAAGAAGUACUCAGAGAAGGAGCCUUCUGUAUGUUUCCCUUCUCAAUGUUUUGCAGUGGACCACAACACGGACACAAUGUUCAAUACAUCUGAAUGUGCCGGAUAUCUCCACAGUCAGCUAUCUGAAGAUCAUGAACUUGCUAUUGAACUAGAGAGAAGACGGUUGCUUGAGCUGCAGCUGAACCCAGACCGACUGAUAUCACAAUCAUAUUUCAGCAACAAAAUAAAUGAGAAUGAUGCCGACACUAAUUCCACUUACUUAGUGAGUGGUUUCGGUAGUGAUUACAUGGCUAAGCAGGCAAUGAAUAAUUAUAAUGAUAGAAAGAGUGACCACAUCGAACUCCCGGAUAGUCCUUUUUAUUCACCUGAGAUAGGAUGUAGCAUCUCCACAGUCAUAUAGAGCUUGACAAGGAACUUUACCUAGAUUUUUAUAGGGUGAUUCAAAGUUUUACAGAUCUUCUCAAUCUUUCAGAGGAACUCAAUCCACAAGAAAUCAUCAUCGGAUGAUACCUUCUUCGAUGAGGCCAUACAUAUGAUAGAAAAGCUACAUGAAAAUAGGAACCAUAGUUUUCAAUGUUAAAUAUCGUGUCGUUAGAUUUAGCAAACAAUGUCGACUCGCAUACUUCUUACAAGGAUAGAGCAUGUAUUUACUAUUCUCAAACGUUCCAGGAUAAGUACUAUAGUUCUCUUUUUCCAAAAUUUAUUCUUGGCCACAACAUCAAACUAGGUUGGCCAUCUGA
Messenger RNA from Zingiber officinale, 2284 nucleotides. RefSeq names its product zinc finger CCCH domain-containing protein 18-like. Gene Ontology annotation, molecular function: metal ion binding; RNA binding. The record is from RefSeq and is a predicted model, not a curated record. Lineage: Eukaryota; Viridiplantae; Streptophyta; Magnoliopsida; Zingiberales; Zingiberaceae. Bases 259 to 1944 code for a protein of 561 amino acids. The transcript is spliced from 8 exons.